Molecule: messenger RNA, 2952 nt
Organism: Harmonia axyridis
Lineage: Eukaryota; Metazoa; Arthropoda; Insecta; Coleoptera; Coccinellidae
Product: serine/threonine-protein kinase VRK1-like
Exons: 6
Coding region: 337-2124 (595 amino acids)
Biological process (GO): peptidyl-serine phosphorylation; signal transduction
Cellular component (GO): cytoplasm; nucleus
Molecular function (GO): protein serine/threonine kinase activity; ATP binding
Source: RefSeq, a predicted model, not a curated record
AUCCAGUGGCGGGCCGGUAUAGGGUAGAGUAAAGCUCACUACAGUCGAUCUAUAGUAUAAGAUGGCCGUGAAAACAAGAUCUAUUGACAUUUUCUUAUUCUCAUCAUUCAUUUAAUUCAAUUCAAGAUAUUCUGAUGAUAUGGUAAUAUUAUAUAUACAAUAUAAUUAUUGAAUUAUCCCGGGAUUUCAUACUAUUUAUGUCGACGAAAUUCCUUGGUUUGGAAUGACGUUUAAAAGUCGUUAUUUUUUGGUUCUUCACAACGAAAACCAAAUGUUACGUUUUGUAUAAGAUCAAUUCAGAUUGCAGAAGUCACUAGAAGAAAGUUCUUUAAUUGAAUGUGUUUACUUACAAUGCCUAAGAGAAAUAAUGAGAAAUAUUCAGAUGAACCCAAUAAGAAAAUAGCUUUGCAAGACUGUGAAAGGAGUAGCAUUGAUAUAAAGCCAGGAGAGAUUCUCAAGGAUAUAUGUGGAAAUGAAUGGAUACUUGGAGAGACUAUUGGAUUUGGUGGGUUUGGUGUUAUACAUCAUGUAUCUGAAAGAUAUCCAAAGGGAAAAGAGAAAUAUGUUGUGAAGAUAGAAACUCAUGCAAGUGGAGGACUCUUCACUGAAAUUAAUUGUUACUUGAGAAUUUGUAAAAAAGAUAUGAUUAAAGAAUGGACAAAACUAAAGGGUCUUCCAAUAUUAGGCAUUCCGUUUUAUGUAGCUUCUGGUUCCCAUGUAUGCAAUGGUGUAAAGUAUCGUUUUUUAGUAUUACCUCGAUAUGAAAAAGACCUUGAAGGAAUUCUGGAAGAGAAAAAGAAAUUCAACUUGAAAACAGUUCUUCUCAUUUCAAAGCAAAUACUACAAGUUCUGGAAUAUAUUCAUGACAAGGGAUAUAUCCAUUCUGAUAUUAAAGCAGCGAAUAUAAUGUUGAAUCAAGUGAAAACUAAUUCUAAAAGAAAGUGUCUUAAAUCUAAAGUGAAAAAACAAACAGAAGUGUGUAGUGCACGGUAUAAACGAUAUGACACUAGACCUGUGAAACACAUUAACUAUAAUUUGGAUCAAUUAUUUGAUGAUUAUUCAUUUGGAUUUCAAGAUGAAAGUUCCCUACUAGGGAAGGGAAAAGAAAAAACAAAAAUUGCAAAUGUUACAGGAGACCAGCUUUAUUUGUUAGAUUUUGGUCUUGCAUCUAAGUACAGACUGUCAACAGGAGAGCAUAAAACUUGUGGAGAUGAACGCAAAGCGCACGCUGGAACAUUGCUUUUCUGCUCUAGAGACGCUCACAAAGGCAUACAGUCAAGAAGAUCGGACUUGGAAUCUUUGGCCUAUAACAUGGUAUAUUGGUUGACAGGCUCUCUUCCAUGGAUCAAUGAUUUGGAAAAUCAAGAAAUGAUGCAAAGGAAGAAAAGGCACUGUUUUGCGGAUACAGCGGGAUUCUUGUAUUUCUGCAUGCCUGAUCCCCCGAGAUUAUUAAAAGAAUUUUUUCUUUACAUCAAAGGAUUGGACGUCCAAGACACUCCAGAUUAUGACGGCUGUCAGCAGUUUAUCACAAAGGCUUUGAUGGAGCAUGGGUACCAAGAUCUGGAGUUCGAUUUUGACAACUUGGAAGGUUGGAGAUUAGUAAAAAAAAAAAUUUCUGAAGACAUGGAAGAUGUUUUCAAAAGGCCUCCAUUAUUAUCCAACAUGCCGGCCCCACCCAUACUACGUAAGAAAACAAAGAAAAAGAAAAUCAAUCGUGCAUUAAAAUGGUCAAGGAUGCUUUCUGAUCCCGAAAUCCUUCUCAAAAAAGUCAGGGACCGGAAAGAUAAUAACGAAUUUCCCAAUGUUUUGGACUUUGACUUGGAGAAAAUGAACCCUACUCCGGCAAUGCGAGAGGUUUUCAGGAAAUACGAGGAAAGGAAGGGACUGUCUCCCAAUAGCUAUCCAGAGACGGAUUUGGGCGACCUUCCGGAAGGAUACACACCUGCAAUGGCGGCGGUAAGACUUAAAAUGUUGGAAUUACAAGAAUUGGAGGAGGCUGUGAAACCUGUCAAAAAGAGGCAGAAGAAAGCGAGGAAGAUUUCAAAAAAGUACAAAAAUAAGGAAUGUGGAAAAACGAAGAAUAAGGUUGCCCUUCCCACAAGGACAUACUCUUUGAGGGGAUGAUAUCCAAAAUUAAUUUUCUAUAUGAAGCAUUUGAUUAAACAAUGAAAAUGUAUUUACUUCCGAAGAGUCUUAUAUUCUGUAAUUUUCAACUAAAUGUGGUAGAUCAUAAAAAAAUUGUGAUAAAGUUAAAUACAUAUUAAAAUAAAACAAUAAUUUUCAGCUAUAAUAUAAUAGAAGGUAUUGAUUUUGACGAUUCAAAAAAACAUCAUUAUUUUGUAUAAUUGAAGAUGUCAGUGAAUUUUUAUCAAAUAGAAUAUUGCAAUAUCCCAAUGUUCUAAUUUUUUUUCACGAAGAAAUAAAUUUUGUGAAAUUAUUUAUUACAGUUUAUGUUAUGUAUCACGUUAUAAUUUUACAGAUUUUAUCUGAUAUACAAUUUUCGUCCUCAGAAAUUUCAACUGAUACAGGUAAUUGGCAAUUUAUUUUUUGUUAGAUUAGUUACUAUUAUCGCAGAUUAAUGAGUAUCAUAAAUGUUCAUUAUACGCAGCAAUAUCCUCCUGUAGCGGUUUUAAUUUCUGCACUAGAAGAAAAUGUUCUUUUUCAAUUAAUUUAUAUUAUCUGUUAUUUCUUACUGUGAAUAAUUUAUGUUCCUGGUAACUGCAACUUUUUUUUGAUAUUCUGUGUGCUUUGUAAUUGUAUAAAGAGAUCUAAUUUUAGGUAUGUUUUUUAUAGUUGACUGCAAGAAUAUUGAGUUCUUUACUAAAAUGACAACUUACAUGAAACAAACUAAGUCAGAUAUAUAAUUGAUAAUUAUACCAAUAUUAACUUAAUACUGUGAUUGUAAAAAUUAUCUAAAUUUUGAUUCUUUGCAAUAAAGCUGUUCCAGUGAUA